Messenger RNA from Cuscuta campestris, 1494 nucleotides. The record is from the annotation of a GenBank genome assembly. NCBI's taxonomy places the organism in Eukaryota, Viridiplantae, Streptophyta, Magnoliopsida, Solanales, Convolvulaceae.
CUUCGCUCAACUUCCUCAUCCGAUCCUCUUCAGUCAGUCAAUCUCCUCCUCGAUUUCUCCCUUCUUCGUCCCAGAAGGAUCGUUAGAAGACGAAUUCAAAUCAAUCGAGAUCGUGUGGCCGCAAACCAGUGUCUCAUAGAAGAUUAUUUUUGUGUUGAGCCAACGUACAAUGACUUGGCAUUCCCGAGACGAUUCCGGAUGAGCCGACUCUUUUUUGUAGAAUAGCUGAAGAUUUGCAAGCACAAUUUGAGUACUUCCGACAACGUUACGAUGGAAGAGGUUAACUUAGGUUUACACAUUUGGAAUAGUGUACACAUGCAAUUCAUCAAUGGCUUACGAUACAAGUUCUGAUUCUCGGAAUGAAUAUCUGAAGAUGUUCGAAAAAACACAAGAUAGACUUUACGAAUUUUGCGAAGUGUAGUAAAGUGAACUCAAUGGGUGAUUCAUCAGAAGGAGAGGAAGAAGGGAAGCUUACUGGAGGUAGCCAACAACUGCUGGUUGAUGAUAACCUUCGCGAGAUGGCUAAGAUGGCUGCCUGGAGUGUCAGCUCUUCGAAAGCUGGAAAUGGUGUUGCUUCCCUUCGAGAUGGCAACCUUGAUACUUUUUGGCAGUCUGACGGGACACAACCACAUUUGGUAAAUAUUCAAUUUCAGAAGAAAGUCAAGCUCCAAUUGGUAGUUCUAUAUGUAGAUUUUAAGCUUGAUGAGAGCUACACGCCUAAUAAAAUUUCAAUACGAGCUGGUGAUGGCUUCCACAACUUGAAGGAGAUAAAAUCAGUGGAACUUGUCAAACCAAGUGGCUGGGUGUACAUAUCGUUGUCAGGGAAUGAUCCUCGGGAAACCUUUGUGAAUGCUUUCAUGUUGCAAGUGGCAAUUUUGUCGAACCAUCUAAACGGGAGGGACACACAUGUCCGCCAGAUUAAAGUCUAUGGGCCUCGACCGAAUCCCAUUCCUCUUCAGUCAUUCCAAUUCACGUCAAAAGAGUUUAUUACAUACUCUAUUUUGAGGUAAAGCCGGAGAAGAUUCACUGUUUUUUUGGCUUUGAGGCAUGAUCGGAUAAAGCAGAAUGAUUCUUUAAACUGUGAAAUGCUCUCUUAUAGUAAAAUGCAGUUAGUCAAUGUAACUUUCAAUGUUCAUCAUGGGUCAUAUGCUCUAAACAUAGAGGUCGCUCUACGUAGAUCGGACCCCUUAGCCUACAAUGAGCGGUAGCUUUUAAGGCAUUGAGGUAAUGUUGUUCUUAAACAAGUAGAAAGGAGCCUUACAAAGCCAUUUCUGUUUUAUUUGCUACAAAUUGCAAAAACUAAUUUAUGAUGUAUUAUUUGCUAUAAAUUGUUUCCAUCAUCUCCGAUGGAGUCAAAAUUUCACCAUUUUUGGCUUUGGGGUGUGAUGGAAUAAAUCAAAAUGGAUCUCUAAACUAUCUGCGCUUCUUUAAUUAAUGAAGUAGCAGUUAGUCAAACACUGCAACUUUCGAUGUUGAGCCGGGGGUCUCUUUGGA